UGGCAAUCUGUCGGUGGGUCUCUUGCUUGCGCGCACCAAAAAAUCAUCAAGCUUUUUCGCACUUAUCUGAAAGGCUGAAAGGGGUCUGGGGCUUAUUCUUAAAAUUUUUAAAACAACACUAGACUUCUUGCAGUCCGCCUUUUCUCUUAAAAUCCGUCAAAAACAACACUGGCUCGGGCACUCACAAAGACAAGAAAACAGGAUUUUAUAGACAACAGUUUAACUCUAAUGCAAUAGGCCAAGAAAGCUGGAGAUUUGAGGUCGACCUUUCUGUAAUGUCCUUUUUCAAAUUUCUACCAAAAAUGGUCUCUUUUAACACGUGACGGGACAGUACUCCAGUUACGUUGCAAUCGUUCAGAAUCGUUCCGCCCCCGAUUACUGCUCCGUUCUGUGCACCACCAUCCGAAGUAAACCUUUCCUUUGAUAACAGAUCCUACUAUGAUUCCAAUUUUUCAUCGCUACAGAUCGUUUGGCUUGUAGUAUGUAAAAGUUGUAAUACUGUGUAGUUUACAUGUGUCCGUGGCCAUGGAGUCGUCCAUACCAGUAGUGGACUUCAGCCAAAUGAGCUUGAAAAAAGGAACCGAUCAUGAAGAUUACGCUCCAGAAAGCAUACAACAGUUGGCAGAUGAAAUACACCGGGCGUUCAGCACAGUGGGGUUUGUUUACCUGAAGAAUCAUGGCAUCCCACAACAAAAGGUUAGAGAAUUUACAGAAAGAUCAUUUUUGUUCCCCUGGCUAUACGUACCUGACUAUUUCAUUCAUCCUAUCCCCGGCCAUGAUGUUCACCACCAGUGAGUCAGUGACAAGACUACAAGAGGUUACCAUCUUGAUUUUACAGGAUGUGAGAAAUCUAGGGACAAGAUUGGGUACCACUGUCUGUUCUGAUCCCCAUCACAAGGUGAUAACAUUUGAAACUCCCCCUCUCCACCCAUGGAUGAGAUUUUCUGAGGGGCUGGACAGAGGGGAUUGGGAAGGGGGGGGGGGUCUUUAUCUCUGAGGGGUUUAUUGGAGCUGACACACGGCCACUCUUUGCAAACUCACUGAAAACCUUUGCUUAAGAAGCCUUAUAAAUGCAGUCAACUUUUUUAAAAGGAUAUGGUGAACACCUCCCUAAAACAAACACUGAGAUUUGGGCCCUGCUACAUGGAGACCUAACAAGCUUAAGGGGAUCCUCAUACUGACAAUACUGUUUAAGAAAGUGCAUGUGGCAAGAACUUGACAGGGGAUGCAUAGGAUCAUGAAAAAUUAGAAAGACUCUCUCAUUAUAUUUUGAAGAUUGAUGGUAUUUUCAAGUUGAGUGAUGACUUUUUUCAACUGGAUGAUGAAGCCAAGCAGGCAUAUGCUCGUCCUGCCAGUGGAAGUGGACAUGGAUGGGUUGCCUUUGAAAGAGAAAAGUAUUAAUCUUAUUAUUACUGUGUGACAAUUUGACAUUUCUGUGGGAGUUUUCAAAUGAUAAUGUGCUUUUUUAAUAGAAUAAUCUCUCUCCAAAAAAAAGUAAUAUUUACUCCUUUUUUACUGUUCAGAAUAUUUUAACUCAUAAUAAUCAAGAGUGAUCUUGUUAAAUGGAUCUCUCAUUGUGCCCUACAAAAAGAGGUUACUUUUCUCAUAUGGCUUUAGCAUUUGUAAAGUUGUGACAUUAGAUAUGUUAAUGACUUCCCAUAUGCCUAUGGGAAAGAAACCUCUGCUUACAGGAUAAUUUUUUUGCUCAGUAGAUUUAUAUGUGAUGCCAAAGUGGAUGUGAUUUGAAAUAACUUGUAAAAGCUGAGAGAAAGUCACAAAAACCAUCAGAAAGGUGUACGUAUUUAUGUACUUUCCAAUCUCAUUAAUCAUAAUAUUAUUUAGUGGCUGUAUUUUUUCUUUGAAUGGCCUCAAAAUCUAAUUAGUAAAGAACAUAAAAUUUAUGUUCCUUAAUAAUUAAAGAACAUAAAUUUUAUGUUCUUUAAUUAUUAAUUAGAUUAUGAUAUUUAAUAUUUAUAUAUACCAUAUAGAAAAGACUGUUUGAUUGAGUGAUUAUUGAUUGAUUGAUUUUUGGUAGAGUAAGUGCAGAUAGGCCAGCAGAUCACAAGGAAGCCUUUAACAUUACAGAACCAUGCAAUGAACAGCGCGUGAGUUGAAUUUUCCAACAUUUGAAUAACUUGCUUAGUUCAGAGUUCCAUUUUUUUGUAAGAAAUUAAAUCAUUGGUAAGCAUAUCCUGCCACUCAACUGUUUCUUUUUAAUGCAUAUAUCAUAUUAUGAGUAGGUUGUGGCCCUGUUACCUUUAACACUCUUAUAUGCUGCAUCAAUUUUUGACAGAGGAUCGGAUGUCAGUGGAGGAUCAAACCAAGUGGCGGGUGUGGGGGUUGGGGGUACGGGGACAGUCAUUUAGACCUUAGUGAUGGGUCUAGGUCUUGAAAAACCUUUUUCACUUGGUCCUCAAGGGAGCUUUGUAAAUGGAUGUUUCUCUACUGAAAUUAAUCCUUUAAUCAUUAUUUUAUUUAAAGAAAAUGGACUGGUUUAUGUCUUUCCUCCUGCAUGGGAAAAGUCCACAUUUAGCUGUUAUCAAUCAUUUUCUUGAUCUGCAGCACUUUUGUCCUUUUUUGAUCAUAGGGGCUCUUUUUAAUGCCUAAAAGCCACCUGAUGUAAUUUUUGUUAUGACAUUUUCCUGUUGUCAAGGUUUGGCCAGAUGAUAAGGUACCAAGUUUUCAGAGUGAGAUAGCAUCAUUCUUUAAACUUUGUGGUGACUUGUCCUUACGAAUACUCCAUGUCAUGGCCCUUGGACUGCAGCUCAAGGUAAAUCGUUUCUUAUGUCCCUAAGCAUUUUUAUGUGAAUAGCAUUUUCAAGGGUAGCAUAUUCAUUUGACAGCCACCUUGGGGAAAAAAGAAAGUGGACGUUCUAAAGAGGUUUGAACCAGAGUCAAUGUAUGGGCUGUCCGCCAAAAAAAGGGUGACCAUUGUAGAGAGGUGGCCAUUGUGUAAAAGUGGCCGUUAGUGGAGGUUCAACUGUAUGUACAUAAACUACGCAAGGAGCAAGGGUGUGGCAGUGGUAAGAGCAGUCGCCUCCCACCAGUGUGGCCCUGGUUCAAAUCCUGGUGUUGACACCAUAUGUGGGUUGAGUUUGUGGUUGGUUCUCUCCUUCGCUCCUAGAAGUUUUUUCUCUGGGUACUCCGGUUCCCCCCUUUCCUCAAAACUCAACAUAAUUAUCUUUAAAUUCCAAAUUCCAAUUCGACCAGGAAUGGUAAACGAAGAACCACUACAAGGAUGUGCUACCUCUAAAUCGCUAUUUAACUGCACUUUUUCAGUUGUCAUUUAAGUACUAAUCAAGAUCAGGUGACCUUUGCAUACUACAUAAUUCUUCUUUUUAAUGUAGGAUCCAGAAACAUUCACAAGCACUCACAAAGCUAUGGAGACAACAAAGAAUUGCACUACAUUACGUUUGUUGAACUAUCCUGGCUUUUCUAAAGAAGCUGUCGUUAAACCAGGACAGAUUCGCUGUGGAGAACACACCGACUAUGGCUCCAUCACACUGCUUUUCCAGGAUGAUAUGCCUGGACUAGAGGUAUGGUAGUAACCUUUUCCUCCCCUAGGUCAGUCGUGGAGAAUGAAACUGUAGGUUAAACCUUUAGUGCACUUUUGUGGUCGAAAUCUGGUGGAGGGUUUGUGUACAAAAAGUGGACAACCGAACCUUGGGAGAUUACGUAGCAUCAAAACAUUAUACGUGCUGCCUUUUUUGCAUUGCCCAGAUCUAAAGGGCGAUUCAGUAUCGCUGGUUUAUCUAGAAUGGAAAGAAAGGAAGAGCCUUUCGGAUACUUGGUUUUUAGUUCACAUAAAAAGCUGAUGGUAUUGUUACCAGAAGUAUAAUUUGCACUCCUUUAACCAGUUGUGUUUCACUCUACAGGUCUUACCUCUUGGAUUUACUGAAUACAUACCCGCCCCGCCCUUUCCUGGAGCAAUUAUCGUCAAUGUUGCAGACCUCAUGCAGAGAUGGACAGCUGAUAGGCUUAAAUCAACGGUAAGCUGGUUACAUGCUCUUUAAAACUGAUCCUGAGUACAAUGGAAUUUCUACUACAGCUACCUCCCUGCAACGGCCACUUUUCAGUUAUGGUUGACAGUCCAUACAUUCACCAGGGGGCGUAGCUAGGAUUUUUCCAGUCGUACGCACAGUGUUUCACAUCAACCGAAUUCCCGUCUCCCCAAAAUCGACGGGAACGAGAACGGAAAAAAAAGCAAUAGGUUUAGAUUAGCAAAGCAAGAACUUUGCACGUGCAUCACGUUUUUUUGUACGCUUGUUUGCCAUCAAUGCACGACUACAACAUGAAAGUGCCUCAUUUCACGUUUUGUCGAGGACGGGAACAGAAAACAACAACUUUCUUUUCUUUUCCUGAACUUUGAUACAGUCCUUUAGAAUUCAAUUCCAAAAGCCUUUUCCAACAUUUGACCAAUUAAACGAGAUAGAAUAAGCGUCAUAAAGUUUAAAGCAGCCAGCAUUCACUUUUUAAGUGACGUUUUCGUAGCCGUCGCCGUCGUCGUCGUCGGAUCUUGAGCUCCCUAAUUCCAUAAAGUUCACUUGGUUGAAUUCUAAUUCUCUUUUCGCUUUGGUGAAGUAAUAGUCUCUUGUGAUAAUUUCUUUUAUCAUUUCAGUACCACGAUAGAGAUACCGGUACGGGUAAAAAAGAAUGUUUUUCUGUCACAAAAAACUUUAAUUUUCGCCCCUUAAGGAGAAGACGAGCAUUGCCGCACCGUAAUUUUUAGGGAGUUAUUAUAACUCCAAAAAUGGAGUAAAAAUUGUAGGUACAGGAUAACCCCUUUUUUGGAGUUAUUUUAACUCCUAAUUUAACUCCGAAUUUGGGGUCAUUUUUACUCCUGAAAAAGAGUUCUUUUUACUCCCAGUAUGCAGUUAAAAUAACUCCGAAAUGGGGUUAUUUUUUUCUCCUUACGUGGGUUGUUUUUACUCUUUUUGGAGUCAAUUUAACUCUGAAAGUGGAGUAAAAAUUUUAGGUACAGGAUAACUCCUUUUUUGGGGUUAAUGUCUGGGGUCACUUUUGCUCCUGAAAAAGAGUUCUUUAAACUCCUUUUUGGAGUUAAAGUAACUCCCCAAAAAAUAACUCCACUGUAAGGAGUUAAAUUAGCCCCACUAGAGGAGUUAUCAUAACUCCUUGAAAAUUACUGUGUGUCCCUUUCUGUGUGGGAGCUCCGCCGGACGUCUAAAUAAAGGCCUAGGCCAAACGUCAAACUUUUCAUAAGACGAACCAAGCUCUAAUUUGGGUCGACCUAAAUAAAUUGAGUUAAGAUCGUCUGUUGGGUCAGACGUCAAACUUAGGACGCGUCGAACCAAUCAACUGAAUCAGACCUAACGGCAAUUUUAAUAAACUUUCCCCCGAACGAAGCUAAAUAUACCCAUUAUCAUACACAUUUUUAAUAUAUUAGUUUAGUUCCUCGCAUGUGUUGAAGUCCGACGUUUGUCCCGGAGACGAUCCUCAGACGUUCUGUCCGUCUGAAGCCUACGGAUAGAACGUGUUGGAUGAUCCAAACUCACGAAGACGAACUUACUGAGCCAGAUGUCUAACCUUUGACGAACUUAACUCACCAAGUUUGGUUCGUCUCAUGAAAAGUUCGACGUUUGGCCUGACUUAAGCUUGCGAAAACUACAACCACGGCCUUAGGCAAAGAGAUAGCGAGUUUUGUUGAGGAACUAGAUUUUAGAUAGUUGAAACUAAUUUUAAGAUAACAAUAAACUAGAAAUAAGAUAUGAUCAUUUUUGUAAGGGUUGUCCGCACGUAUCCAGAUAUUUUUGAAAACAGCGUCUUUGUCUCCGUUUUAGCCGUCCGUCUACAAGUCAACAGGUAAACAGCGUUUAUCGGGAGCCGAAAACGCUGGUUUUCAAAAGCGGUCCCCAGAAUGGAGAGGUUUAUAAAUGCCACACUCUCGUUUACCUUUGGAUGGACUAAAACGGAGGUUUUCGAAUACGCUAAUGUCAUACGCUGUAUUACUACAGGAGCUCCAUCGUAUUUCUAUCGUUUUAUCGUUUUCAUGUGGACGGGUGAAAUCGAGUUAAGUACACUACAUGCGGACGCGUAUUGUUUGAGGAAAAAGAAAAUAAUCUCCUCUUUCGAAAAUAUGUGGAUAAGUUUGGAAAGGGCCUAACUGGUCACUGUCGUAACCUUGUAUACACUGUUUACACGCUACGUACAUCGCAUGCGAAAAAGUUUUACCUUUUAAAUCCGCCCAUAAUUGUAAAUUGUAAAUUGUAAAUAUCUUAUUAUCCACUCCCCUCAGGGCUUUUCAGGGAUAAUUUACAACACUGUUUGGGGGACUUUGCCAGACUGCUUAAGGUGCAGUUUACAAGUAGUUAAGGAAUGAGUAAUGAUGCCCCCAUACAUGAGUGUGAAAGUGAGAUAGGCCACUACACCGGGCACUACGUGCCCUACUCUUUACGAAGAGUGUGUGGGUUCUUUAACGUCCCACAGAUUUAAUACAUGUGCAAGGGCUUGUGAGACGGGGCCUACGGUUUAUCGUCCUUAUCCGAGAAGACUAGAGAGUCUAGCCGUUUGCAGAUAUUAUUACAAAGGCAGCACUUUCUCCUCAGUUAUUUAAAGACCCUGAGUGUUGGUCCGGCCGGGGUUUGAACCCGCGACCUCCCGCUCAGUAGACCGGCGCUCUCCCAACUGAGCUAACCAGGCGGCGGUGACAUCACUAAUAACGUUCGCUAUAUUUUCCGUCUCUUUUUCAGCGUCACCGUGUUUCUAUCCCAGAAGAGGAGUGUCACAGACGAGUUCCUCGACGCUCCCUGGCCUUUUUUGUACAUCCCGACGAUGACACCGUAAUAAAGUGCCUAGAUGGGUCUGAGAAGUACCCCUCAAUAACGGCCUAUGAUUACCUGUGGCAGAGACUAAAUGCAACUUAUGAAUACUAAUAAGAAUAAGAUAGAUGUAUUCCAACUAGUUUGAUUUCAUCGAUACUUUUAAAAGCCAAAUUUUUGGUAUAAAAUAGGUAAAGUCAAUUUUGCCCACUCUAACCAGAAGGAAACACACACACACCUAGACUAAUUUGCAACGAACGACCAUACUUACGUAUAUCUCAGAAAGCAACUCGCAAUUAGCCGACCCAGCCCUCUGGUCCGUGCCGGCAAAAUAGCUAUUUCUGCCUGUUCUGUGAUACUACACUGUCAGAAAUACCAUUUAGCCUUAUUAGAUAAAUAGCGUGAAAGAAUUAAUAAAAG
Molecule: messenger RNA, 7196 nt
Organism: Porites lobata
Lineage: Eukaryota; Metazoa; Cnidaria; Anthozoa; Scleractinia; Poritidae
Source: the annotation of a GenBank genome assembly